This is a messenger RNA of Phytomonas sp. EM1, 87 nucleotides long. The record is from the annotation of a GenBank genome assembly. NCBI's taxonomy places the organism in Eukaryota, Euglenozoa, Kinetoplastea, Trypanosomatida, Trypanosomatidae.
AUGGGUGGCCGUUGGUUUGUGAGCGACGGCUCCGUUUGUCUGUUUGGCGGCCCGCUAUGCGCAGCUGAUGACUUUAACACCACGUGA